CCGGUUAAAUGCGUUCGCUGUUGGAAAAGGGCACUCCGCAAUUUGUAUGCACUUGAUGUGGCGACUUGAGGGUAAGUUAUCGGGCAUUUCGCCAUGAGUAUAUAAAGUCGGCGACCUGCGCUGGCCGGCUCACCUGCGCUGUGUCAACGCUGGAUGAGACUCUGUACAUAGGUUCCAUCAGACCCUGAGACAUAUGUCAUAAUGGCGAGAUUCGGGCUUUUAUUGAGCUCGCUGGCGCUAUCGUUUCACGUAGUCCAGGGCUUACGUCCCCGACAGGAAGCCAAUGCCACCAUAACUACUGGCCCAGUGACAUUCCCUGCCAUCAGUACAUCAUCGCAGUCUUUCAACGUCUCUGCCACGCCGACGGCAACAAGGAAGAACGAUGACUUCUCAGACGAUGCCUUGGCGGUACUCUGGGAACAGGUUGGACCCAUCGCUACGGGCCCCAUCAACUCGACUGUUUCACCUACACCUGAGCCCACGAGUUACCUGCAACCGGGCAUUUUUCACCCCUUGGUUCCUUCGUACAACCGAGAGCUAGCCGAUCUGAAGCUCCCCGAAGGCUUCUCAUGGGGAGUGGCAUCGUCGUCGUACCAAAUUGAGGGAGCUGCCAAGGAUGAAGGCAAAGGGCCUUCGAUAUGGGACCUCCUAUCGCACCGAAUCCCGGGCCUUAUUGCCGACAACUCAACGGGCGACGUCGUGGGUUCUCACUACUGGCUGUACAAGCAGGACAUAGCUCGUCUAGCAAACCUAGGCAUCCCUCGUUUCAGCCCCAGCAUAAGCUGGCCGCGUAUCUUUCCCUUUGGCAAGGGACCCGUCAACGCAGCCGGCGUGGCCCACUACGACGACGUAAUAAAGACGCUCGUCGAAGCCCACGUAAAACCCUCAGUAACCCUCUUCCAUUGGGAAACCCCCUUAGCGCUCUUCAACGAGUACGGAGCAUGGAACCACCCCCAAAUCGUAGACGACUACGUCGCGUACGCCCAAUUCGUCAUCUCCCGCUACGACGAGUACGUCGACGAAUGGUUCACCAUCAACGAGCCCCAGCACUGCAACUGGCAGUUCUCGACUUACCCAGCGGGGGAGUAUUAUCCCGCCUACGACGGCAUCACGGGUGGCAUCCAAUCCCGCUACCUCUGCGGACAUCACACCCUCCUUGCGCACGCGAAGGUGGCCAAGUGGUACCAUGAUGAGUUUCAUGGCCGAGGCCGCAUCACGUUCAAGAAUAGCGGCAAUUACUUCGAGCCCAACACCACGUCGGAGGGAGACCUCGAUGCCGCGCAGCGGCAGUACGACUUUGUCCUCGGCUGGUUCGGCGGGCCCUGGGCCGAGGACGGGGAUUAUCCCCAGAGUUUGAAGGAUACCCUGGGCGACCUGCUGCCGGCGUUUACGGACGAGGAGAAGGAGCUCAUUAAGGGGUCGUGCGACUUCUACGCUAUUGAUCCGUAUACCUCGUACACAGCCUACGAGAUCGACGGCGGUUCCGCGGCUUGCGCGGCGAAUCAGUCAAAUCCGGCGUGGCCUGAGUGCGCGGGGAGUGUGUCGCUCGAGGGAAACGGGUUUCCUAUUGGGCCGGCGGGUGAUCAGGGCGUUAGUUGGUUGUACGAUACUCCGACAGGGGUGAGGAGGUUUCUGUCCAAGAUUACGAAGGAGUUGUUUCCUAGUGUGCCGGAUAUCGUGGUAACGGAGUUUGGGUUCGCGGAGCCGUUCGAGGGCGAGUUGGAUAGUUUGCAGACUAUCUUGUGGGAUUUGAGGAGGGCGGAUUAUUACCAGAGUUAUUUGGACAACAUUCUGGCGGCUAUUUAUAAUGAUGGGGUGAAUGUUACGGGGGCUUGGGGGUGGGCUAUUUUUGACAACUUCGAGUGGUUCGCCGGGAGUAAGGUCCGCUUUGGGUUGCAGUACGUCAAUUAUACCAGCUUGGAACGGACGCCCAAGGCGAGUAUGUUCCAAUUUCUGAACUGGUUCAAGGAGCAUGAAUGAAGCCGAGCGGUGGAAUGAGAUCAGAUGGUUUGGAGAAACCCUAACGCCGCCCUAUGCCAAUUACACAUCGGUGUUUGAGUAGGAGCUUGAUACAAUUUAGUCAAACCCCGUUGGGUGUUGACCGUACGAGGGUAGCAUCUUCUCGAGCCUGAGUUCAGAGUGCAAGUGGUGUUAGCGCCUUACGGACGUCGUUAAAAGCGACGAGGCUAUCAGUAGCAUGUUGUCUUCUAUGCUCUACCAGCGAGCACUUGGGCUCCUAGGGGAACAUGAUCGAGGAUUUUGAGAAUUAGUUUGCAACAGAACGGCGGCGGUCCAUCCCAUCCCUGAGGUCGAUCAGAGAAAUCAAUAGAGUUGCACAAUGCUUUAGUGGGUCUGCAUCGACGACUUGCGGUAGCGUCUGAGAGCAAUUGACUCCAGCUCGAUGGCGGGAUAAUGAUUCAACCGUUUCGAAAAUUU
This is a messenger RNA of Pseudomassariella vexata, 2436 nucleotides long. Its product is annotated as putative beta-glucosidase 34. The transcript has 4 exons. Gene Ontology annotation, molecular function: beta-glucosidase activity. Gene Ontology annotation, biological process: carbohydrate metabolic process. Bases 202 to 1980 code for a protein of 592 amino acids. Lineage: Eukaryota; Fungi; Ascomycota; Sordariomycetes; Amphisphaeriales; Pseudomassariaceae. The record is from RefSeq and is a predicted model, not a curated record.